AUCACUGGAGAUUCCAUCGUUAGUGCUGAGGCAGUAUGGGAUCACGUCACCAUGGCCAACCGGGAGUUGGCAUUUAAAGCUGGCGACGUCAUCAAAGUCUUGGAUGCUUCCAACAAGGAUUGGUGGUGGGGCCAGAUCGACGAUGAGGAGGGAUGGUUUCCUGCCAGCUUUGUGAGGCUCUGGGUGAACCAGGAGGAUGGGGUAGAGGAAGGGCCCAGUGAUGUGCAGAAUGGGCACCUGGACCCCAACUCAGACUGCCUUUGUCUGGGCCGUCCACUACAGAACCGGGACCAGAUGCGAGCCAAUGUCAUCAAUGAGAUCAUGAGCACCGAACGUCAUUACAUCAAGCACCUCAAGGACAUUUGUGAGCAAGAUGGAUUCUGGAUAUACUCUGAGUACUGUAACAACCACCUGGACGCCUGCAUGGAACUCUCCAAACUGAUGAAGGACAGCCGCUACCAGCACUUCUUUGAGGCUUGUCGCCUCUUGCAGCAGAUGAUCGACAUUGCUAUUGAUGGAUUCCUUUUGACUCCAGUGCAGAAGAUCUGCAAGUAUCCCUUACAACUGGCUGAGCUCCUCAAGUAUACUGCCCAGGACCAUAGUGACUACAGGUAUGUGGCAGCUGCUCUGGCUGUCAUGAGAAACGUGACUCAGCAGAUCAAUGAGCGCAAGAGGCGUUUGGAGAAUAUCGACAAGAUUGCCCAGUGGCAGGCAUCUGUCCUAGACUGGGAGGGUGAGGACAUCCUAGACAGGAGCUCGGAGCUGAUCUACACUGGGGAGAUGGCCUGGAUCUACCAGCCCUAUGGCCGCAACCAGCAGCGGGUCUUCUUUCUGUUUGACCACCAGAUGGUCCUCUGCAAGAAGGACCUUAUCCGAAGAGACAUCCUGUACUACAAAGGCCGCAUUGACAUGGAUAAAUAUGAGGUAGUUGACAUUGAAGAUGGCAGAGAUGAUGACUUUAAUGUCAGCAUGAAAAAUGCUUUCAAGCUUCACAACAAGGAGACUGAGGAGAUACAUCUAUUCUUUGCCAAGAAGCUGGAGGAGAAGAUACGCUGGCUUAGGGCUUUCAGAGAAGAGAGAAAAAUGGUACAGGAAGAUGAAAAAAUUGGCUUUGAAAUUUCUGAAAACCAGAAGAGGCAAGCUGCAAUGACUGUGAGAAAAGUCCCUAAACAAAAAGUUUUCAAGACUCUCCUAGUCCAGGACUGUGAUGAUCGAUAUAUUUUGAGACUCGAGGGAACUUCAUAUGUGGAAGCAAUUGUCAAACUUAGGAAUUUAAUAGUUAUAUUAUGUACAUGA
This is a messenger RNA of Puma concolor (puma), 1296 nucleotides long. The record is from RefSeq and is a predicted model, not a curated record. NCBI's taxonomy places the organism in Eukaryota, Metazoa, Chordata, Mammalia, Carnivora, Felidae.